Messenger RNA from Echinostoma caproni, 207 nucleotides. NCBI's taxonomy places the organism in Eukaryota, Metazoa, Platyhelminthes, Trematoda, Plagiorchiida, Echinostomatidae. The record is from the annotation of a GenBank genome assembly.
AUGACUGCAAAACUCGGUUACGACCAUGUUCCUAUUUUACAAGUACCACAACUCGUUCGAAUUGGUGAUCACCAAGCGGACGAUCAGUGUGACAUGAAGCGUACGAAAUUGAAUAUCCGGCAUGCAAACGUGGAAAAUCCAGUGCACCAGAAGCAUAUCAACGAACGUCGCCAGUUACGUACCGUGAAUCAAACAGAGAAUACUUGA